AGAACAGAAGCCGUGGCGUAUUGAAAGAGGGCAGCCUUUUUUCCACACGCUGAAAAAAUGCGGACCCCUUGGCUACUUAUGUUGGCAAAUUUCGCCUCUUCUUUCUCCGUCUAUUUCUCAUGACCUCAAAUAUAAAAAGCAUGCUACUAAAACUAAUUUGGAAGUCAGAGUACAAUUUUAUCAUUUCAUUAUUGAUUUUGCCUACUCUCUCUUUCUCAUACAAAACUUAGAUUCUCCAACUUUGUUCUGCUUCAAAGAUGGAGGGAUCUCAAAAAUCUACCUUUCAAUAUGCUAGAGAAUGGAUUUCUGACAAUAAACUUCGCACCGUUGGAUCUUUGUGGCUAAGUGGAAUAACGGGAUCCGUGGCUUAUAAUUGGUCAAAACCCAACAUGAAAACCAGUGUCAGGCUCAUACACGCUAGGUUGCACGCACAGGCACUUACACUCGCCGCACUAGCUGGUGCUGCAGCAGUUGAGUAUUAUGAUCAUAAAACUACCAAAAAUGCCGAACGUUAUCCCAGAUUCAUCAACAUGAAUUCAUUUGAGCAGAAGAAAUGAACCAAGACAUAAAGCUUCAUCAUAUUAUAUAGACUAUUAAUGAUCAACAAUGUAUCUAACUAUCGUAAUUCGUAAACAUUAUUCUACUUUUGUAAAUUUUGUGGGGGUUACCUUUGUCAAAUUCUUUGUGAUAACGCAAGCCCUGUGCUAGCUUGCUCGCUUGUCUUUUAUAAUCGAAGUGUUAAUUAAGAAAUGUCAAAAUAUAUAUAGUAUUGUUUUUUAUGGCUA
Messenger RNA from Capsicum annuum, 785 nucleotides. RefSeq lists its product as uncharacterized. The transcript has 3 exons. Gene Ontology annotation, biological process: mitochondrial respiratory chain complex IV assembly. Bases 258 to 557 code for a protein of 99 amino acids. The record is from RefSeq and is a predicted model, not a curated record. Lineage: Eukaryota; Viridiplantae; Streptophyta; Magnoliopsida; Solanales; Solanaceae. Gene Ontology annotation, cellular component: mitochondrial inner membrane.